This is a messenger RNA of Cinclus cinclus, 1634 nucleotides long. RefSeq names its product RAD23 homolog A, nucleotide excision repair protein (gene RAD23A). The record is from RefSeq and is a predicted model, not a curated record. Gene Ontology annotation, molecular function: proteasome binding; ubiquitin binding; polyubiquitin modification-dependent protein binding. Lineage: Eukaryota; Metazoa; Chordata; Aves; Passeriformes; Cinclidae. Gene Ontology annotation, cellular component: cytosol; nucleoplasm. Gene Ontology annotation, biological process: proteasome-mediated ubiquitin-dependent protein catabolic process; nucleotide-excision repair.
UGGCGGCGGCGUGAGUUGCAUGUUGUGGGGCCGCCGGGAGGAGCCGCCGCCGCCCCGUUCCCCGUCCCGCCAUGGCGGUGACCGUGACGCUGAAGACGCUGCAGCAGCAAACCUUCAAGAUCCGCAUGGAGCCGCACGAGACGGUGCGGGCCCUGAAGGAGAAAAUUGAGGCUGAGAAGGGCAGUGAUGCCUUUCCCGUGGCGGGACAGAAACUCAUCUACGCCGGGAAGAUCCUGAGCGAUGAUGUCCCCAUCCGGGAGUACCGGAUCGAUGAGAAAAACUUCGUGGUGGUCAUGGUGACCAAGGCCAAGUCUACGCUGGGCUCGGCAGCCCCCGAGGCCGGAGCCCCCUCGGAGCCCCCCGCAGCCCCCCCAGGGCCCCCCCCGGCCGCUGACGUGGCCCCCCCCCCUCCGGCCGCCCCCAGUGAGGAGCCCCCAGCCCAGGACCCCCCCGCUCUCACCCUGGCUGAGCCUGCUGCUGGCUCUGUUCCCCCCCCGGGCAGCUCCGGGCGCUCGGCCGACGCCGCCUCCACCCUCGUGACAGGCUCGGAGUACGAGACGAUGCUGUCGGAGAUCGUGUCCAUGGGCUACGAGCGGGAGCGCGUGGUGGCCGCGCUCAGGGCCAGCUACAACAACCCCCACCGUGCCGUGGAGUACCUGCUCACGGGCAUCCCUGGCAGCCCCGAGCCCGAGCGCCCACCGGUGCAGGAGUCUCGUCCUGCAGAGCAGCCCCCGGCCGAAGGUGAGAACCCUCUGGAAUUCCUGCGUGAGCAGCCUCAGUUCCAGAACAUGCGCCAGGUGAUCCAGCAGAACCCAGCGCUGCUCCCGGCCCUGCUGCAGCAGCUGGGCCAGGAGAACCCCCAGCUGCUCCAGCAAAUCAGCCAGCACCAGGAGCAGUUCAUCCAGAUGUUGAACGAGCCGCUGGGCGAGCUGGGCGAGCUGGAGGGGGAGGUGGGAGCCAUCGGGGACGAGUCCCCCCAGAUGAAUUACAUCCAGGUGACCCCGCAGGAGAAAGAAGCCAUAGAGAGGCUGAAGGCGCUGGGCUUUCCCGAGAGCCUGGUGAUCCAGGCCUACUUCGCCUGCGAGAAGAACGAGAACCUGGCGGCCAAUUUCCUGCUCAGCCAGAACUUCGAUGAUGACUGAGGGACCCCCCCAGCCCUCCCCCCACCCCUGGGGGGGGCGGGGGGGGUCUCCACGUUGUGUGGGGGAGGGGUAGGGAUGCAAUGUGGUCUCCCUCCCCUCCUCCUCCUCUCCGGAGCCUCGGGAGGAUGGGGAUCUCCAGCCCUGCCCCCCUUUCCCCGGGAGCAGGGGGAGCCCCUGCCUGCUUUGAGGGGAGGGGUCUCAGCACCCGCUUUGUCCUUCCCCUCCAAAAAAAAAAAAAAAAAAAAAAAGUUUGCCCCCCCCCCCCCCCCGUGUCAGGCCCCGGGGAAGGGAGGGUGGGGGAGGGGGGCAGCGCCGCAGAACAACCAAAACUGGCGGCAAAGAGAUUAAAUGCAGAGUUUUAAAUCCAUUUCGGAGCUGUCCUCGUUUUCUCAAAACGGGAACUGGGGAGGAGCAGUUCCAGCGCUCCCGGGGGUCUCCUGCACCCUCGGGGGAGCCCUGGGGGCAGUCCCAGUGGUCUCCGGACAAUGGGGG